This is a messenger RNA of Papilio polytes (common Mormon), 635 nucleotides long. It is a transcript of the gene Arl5, whose product is annotated as ADP-ribosylation factor-like protein 5B. The record is from RefSeq and is a predicted model, not a curated record. Gene Ontology annotation, molecular function: GTPase activity; GTP binding. NCBI's taxonomy places the organism in Eukaryota, Metazoa, Arthropoda, Insecta, Lepidoptera, Papilionidae. Gene Ontology annotation, cellular component: trans-Golgi network; cytoplasm. Gene Ontology annotation, biological process: intracellular protein transport; vesicle-mediated transport; protein localization to Golgi membrane.
AAACAACUAUAUUGUACCAGUUGUUACUUGGUGAAGCUGUUCAUACUCGGCCAACCAUUGGCUCCAAUGUGGAAGAGGUUGUGUGGCGCAAUUUACGCUUUGUCAUGUGGGAUCUCGGAGGCCAGCAGAGUCUCCGAUCUGCUUGGAACACCUAUUACACAAAUAGUGAGUUUGUGAUAAUGGUGAUAGAUUCAACAGACCGUCAACGUUUGAACAUAAGUAGAGAGGAGCUUCAUCGAAUGCUAACCCAUGAAGAGCUCAGCAAAGCCUGCUUGUUAGUUUUCGCAAAUAAACAGGAUGUGAAAGGCUCGAUGACUGCGGCUGAAAUAUCUGAACAAUUAGCUUUGACCUCCAUCAAACAGCAUCCAUGGCAUAUACAGGCUUGCUGUGCGCUCACGGGGGAAGGAUUGCACCUCGGAUUGGAAUGGAUCGCCAGCAGAAUAAAGAAGAAAUAAUGUGUCUCGUGAUAUUUUGUUACUUUUCUUUUUGCAAUGAAUCAAAUUUAAAUCCUAACCUAUUUUUUAAAUAACGUUAAUAAUGCAUCACAAGUGUGGAAAUAAAUAUCGAAUGAAAUGUAUACUAAUUUUUAAUAUUUUAAUUUUUAUUUAAAUUACAAUACAAUGAAAUAACUUGUA